Messenger RNA from Cyprinodon tularosa, 1214 nucleotides. RefSeq names its product cell adhesion molecule 1-like. Gene Ontology annotation, biological process: cell recognition; detection of stimulus; susceptibility to natural killer cell mediated cytotoxicity. The record is from RefSeq and is a predicted model, not a curated record. The transcript has 9 exons. Gene Ontology annotation, molecular function: signaling receptor binding. NCBI's taxonomy places the organism in Eukaryota, Metazoa, Chordata, Actinopteri, Cyprinodontiformes, Cyprinodontidae. The annotation marks the transcript as partial. Gene Ontology annotation, cellular component: plasma membrane; neuron projection; synapse.
AAGUGAAUGUGUGCAAGCUAGAACCCUCCCUCCUUGUCCGCAUCUCAUUAAGCAAGUCCCGCUGUAGGUGAAGCUGCCUCUCUCUGCCAUUCGGAAGCAGGUGUCCAACAUGGCGAACGCUCGCAGCGGCUCUCUGGCGACUAUUCUCUUUCUCUUCGUGUUCCCAGCGGCUCUUCACCAAGGCCCCAACCCCACCUUCCCUGUUUCCACCUACCUGACCCUUACAACAAAAGGAGCUUCACAGGAACCAGUGGUGAGUCAGAAUCUGGUGACGGACGAUGUGUCUGUGGUGGAAGGAGAGACGGCAAUCAUCAGCUGUCGGGUGAAGGACAAUGAUGACUCUGUUAUCCAGCUUCUCAACCCCAACAGACAGACUAUUUACUUCCGAGACAUGAGACCACUGAAAGACGCCCGCUUUCAGCUGGUGAACUUCUCUGACAACGAGCUGCGGGUGUCUCUGUCUAACGUCUCGCUGUCAGACGAGGGCCGAUAUGUGUGCCAGCUCUACACAGACCCCCCACAGGAAGCCUACGCCGACAUCACAGUGCUAAUUCCUCCAGGUAACCCUGUCAUCGAGGCCAAGGAUGAGGUCCUUAGCGAGGGCAACGAGACAGAAAUGACCUGCACUGCCAUGAGCAGUAAGCCUGCAGCCACCAUUAAAUGGAUGAAGGGAGAUAAGGAGCUCAAAGGUAAGCCCAAAGUGGAGCUGACCUACGACAGAAUGUACACAGUUACCAGUCGGGUGACAUUCACCGUCACCAAGGAGGACGACGGGAUCCCUGUAACCUGCAUCGUGGACCACCCUGCCGUCAAGGACUUCAGAGCACGCAAAUAUCUGGAGGUUCAGUACAAACCAGAGGUAAAGAUCAUGGUGGGAUUUCCACAGGGCUUGACAAGAGAAGGCGAAAACCUGGAGCUGACGUGUAAAGCGAAAGGCAAACCCCAACCACAGAGGGUGAAUUGGCUGAAGGUGGACGAUGAUUUUCCGUCCCAUGCGGUAAUCAUCGGAGGGGACCUCUACAUCGAGAAUCUGAACAAGUCCUACAACGGGACCUACCGCUGUAUGGCGUCCAACCCGCUGGGCGAGUCUUUCGACGACUAUGUCCUCUAUGUCUAUGAUGCUCCCACCACCACCCCUAAACCCACCACAACUAUCAUCACUACCACCUCCACCACCAUCUUCACCUCCACCCCGAACCCUGAAGCUAGUCAAG